CACUCAGAGAGAAAGAGACAGAGAACAGUCCUCCAGCAGGAAGGGCCGGCGGCACGCAGCACCCAGGUUUCACAGCGAGAAGCAGCCAUGGCAGCCGUUCCUGAUGUACAGGAGGAGUUGAUGGAGUUCUGCAGUGUGAACGAUGAACAGUUCUACGAAGUCGGCCACCCCUACUUGGGGAAGAGCUCCAACCAAAGCCCGAGCCCCUGCUCCCUGUCCCAGAGCUGUUCAGCCUGCGACGUGGACAUCCAGUUGCAGUUCACAGAGCAGACCUCUUGCAAGGUCUUCCGCAGGUCCGUGGUGCUGAUGGUCGCCAUAGAGAAGAUGAAAAAGGCAUCGAAAGCGAGGCCCUUCACGGAUGAUGAUUUGAGGGGCAUCUUGGACACCGUCUUCGAGACCAUCUCAUUCGAGAGUCACAAUGUCACCCACACAGUGGAUUCCAUUUACCGUUACUUCAGAUCCAUCUCCUACGAAAUACGGGACACUGACCAGAAGUGCUUCAAGCUGGAGGCUCCUGCCCAGCUCGUGGCUGUGCAUUUGCAAGGCCCCAACCUCAAACACCAAGUGAAGUUAAACAUGGCUUUCUAUAGACCAAAAAGUAGCACAAGCAACCAGAGCUCCAUGAGGUUUCCAGUCGCUCUGGGCAUCAAGGGGAGAAGUCUCUACCUGUCCUGUGUGCACAGUGGCCAGCAACCAGUGCUGCAGCUGGAGGAGGCCGAUAUCCUGAAGGACGUCGAUGGAGCUGAGUUGGAGCGCUUCAUCUUCUACAAGGUGGAAAACGAGAGCACGGCCCAGUUCGAGUCGGCCGCCCACCGUGGCUGGUACAUUUGCACUUCCCCCAAGAACAACCAGCCUGUCGGCGUCACCAACCGGCCCGGGGAAGUGUUCAUCACCAACUACUUCCUCACCCAGUCCAAGCACUGAGCGCUCAUCCCAAACCGGCAGUUACUGGUUUCAGCAGAAUCUUUGUAUGUACUAAGUACAUGGGGAACAGUUGUAUUUAUGAGUGAGCCCUGGCUCACGGCUCAGAGACGUGGCCCCAGCAUCUAGAAUUAACCUCUUACUGGCAUGGGAGUUCUAUAUUAGAGCCCUCUUUAUUAGAGGCUUAUCUUGGCGGCUGUCUCUUCUCUCCCACCUUCCACAGCUUCAGUCGUUUUGCUGUCAGACUAAUAUACACAUACAUUAAAUAAUAUAAAUAUUAGAGACAGAGGAAUGGCCAUCAUCAUGCUGCAUGAUUUUUUUUUCUGUAAAAAUGCUAUUGUGUUGUUGUUUCAAUACAAGAUUAAGUUGCUCUAUUUCACUGUUGGUAACGUCUGUUAACAUGUUAAUUAUAAAUGAGGGUAUUUUUGGAAUUUAUUUAUUGACUAAUUUAAUAUUGCCGGGCUGAUUUUUA
Mauremys mutica (yellowpond turtle) is the source of this 1393-nucleotide messenger RNA. Its product is annotated as interleukin-1 beta-like. The transcript is spliced from 7 exons. The record is from RefSeq and is a predicted model, not a curated record. Gene Ontology annotation, molecular function: cytokine activity; interleukin-1 receptor binding. NCBI's taxonomy places the organism in Eukaryota, Metazoa, Chordata, Testudines, Geoemydidae. Gene Ontology annotation, biological process: immune response; cellular response to lipopolysaccharide; cytokine-mediated signaling pathway. The coding region runs from base 88 to 924 and encodes 278 amino acids.